This is a messenger RNA of Perca fluviatilis (European perch), 3187 nucleotides long. RefSeq names its product carnitine palmitoyltransferase 2 (gene cpt2). The record is from RefSeq and is a predicted model, not a curated record. Bases 210 to 2228 code for a protein of 672 amino acids. Gene Ontology annotation, cellular component: mitochondrion. Lineage: Eukaryota; Metazoa; Chordata; Actinopteri; Perciformes; Percidae. Gene Ontology annotation, molecular function: carnitine O-palmitoyltransferase activity. Gene Ontology annotation, biological process: fatty acid beta-oxidation. The transcript has 8 exons.
CUUGUAAAGCGGGAAGACAACAAUGGCGUCUGGUCGCUUGCAAGUUGGAUGGAACUACACAACCUACUAGAGUUGUGCAACCAGCAACAACCAGAAGAGGCACAUGUGGAAUUAACUAAUGGGCGUCCAAGACUCAUAAUAUCAGAAGACCGCCUUUGCCAUCUUCUUGAACUUGGAUACUCUGUUCCUGGGGUAGCCCGAUUAAUAUCAUGUACCUGGGUGCAACGACAAACAACUUGGCACAAACACUGGCUUUCUUCACAGAGGCCACAGAAAACUUUGGAUUUCCACUGCGAGUACGUUCAGACCAAGGAGUGGAAAAUGUAGAUGUCGCACGUCUCAUGUUGUCUGCCCGUGGGCCUGAGAAUGCAAGUUUUAUCUCAGGCAAAAGUGUGCACAAUCAACGGCUACCCAUACCAAAGUUGGAGGAUACUGUCAAAAGGUAUUUAGCUGCGCAGAGGCCUCUGCUGGAUGUUGACCAGUUCAGAACAACAGAGAAACUUGCAAAAGAUUUCCAGAAUGGUGUGGGGAAACAACUGCAUGAGGAACUGGUAGCUCAGGACAAAAAGAAUAUGAACACAAGCUACAUCUCAGGCCCAUGGUUUGACAUGUAUCUUUCUGCUCGCGAAUCUGUGGUGCUGAACUUCAACCCCUUCAUGUCCUUCAAUCCUGACCCUAAAACAGAGUACAAUGACCAGCUUGUGCGGGCGACAAAUAUGGUUUGUUCGGCAGUGCGCUUCAUGAAAACACUGCGAGCCGGAUUACUGGAGCCAGAAGUUUUCCACCUUAACCCGGCAAAGAGUGACACAGAUGGCUUUAAAAGGUUUAUCCGCUGGGUCCCAUCUUCACUGUCUUGGUAUGGAGCUUACAUGGUGAAUGCUUACCCAUUGGACAUGUCUCAGUACUUUCGCCUCUUCAACUCAACUCGGAUUCCCAAGAGUGGUAGAGACGAGCUCUUUACUGAUGAGAAAGCGCGACAUCUCCUAGUUAUGAGGAAAGGCAACAUGUAUGUGUUUGACAUUGUAGACAGGGAUGGGAAUUUGGUGAAGCCUGCAGAGAUCCAGUCUCACUUGAAUUACAUUUUGUCUGACCUGACGCCAGCGCCUGCCUUUCCUCUCGGAGUCCUGACCAGUGAAAACAGGGAUGUGUGGGCCGGGCUGAGGGAGAAGCUGACAGCUGCUGGAAAUGUAGAGGAUUUACGGAUUGUUGACAGCGCACUUUUCUGUCUCAGUCUGGACGAUGAAAGCAUGAGGGACCAUAUUCAAAUCUCCCAUAACAUGCUGCAUGGCGACGGCUGCAAUCGGUGGUACGACAAGUCCUUCAGCAUCAUUCUGACCAAAGAUGGACAGGCAGCCAUCAAUUUUGAGCACUCCUGGGGCGACGGCGUAGCAGUGCUUCGCUUUCAAAAUGAGAUCUUCAAAGACACAACGGAGCAGCCACUGGUGCACCCGGGCUCUGCUGCUGCUGCUGUGGAUUCAGCCUCUGCUGUGCGCAGACUGCAGUUCAACCUGGACCGCGAGCUGGAGAAUGGCAUCAAAAAAGCCAAGGAGAGCUUUGACUCGGCUGUAUCGAAACUCACCAUUGAUGCCAUGGAGUUCAAAAAAGGUGGCAAGGAAAAGUUAAAGAAGAGCAAGUUGAGUCCAGAUGCUAUAGCCCAGCUGGCUUUUCAAAUGGGUUUUCUGAGGCAGUAUGGACAGACAGUAGCCACAUAUGAGUCCUGUAGCACUGCGGCGUUCAAGCAUGGGCGCACAGAGACCAUCCGGCCAGCCACCAUACACACUGAACGAUGUUCACGUGCCUUUGUUUGCCAACCAGGCCAACACAGUGUGGGGCAACUACAGGCUAUGCUGAGUGAAUGCUCUAAAUAUCAUGGACAGCUCACCAAAGAAGCAGCUAUGGGCCAAGGUUUUGACCGUCACCUGUUUGCCAUGAGAUACCUGGCCUAUUCAAAGAACCAGGCUCUGCACAGCCUGUACACAGACCCAGCUUAUGCUGCCAUCAACCACAACAUCCUCUCCACCAGCACCCUCACCAGUCCGGCUGUGAACCUUGGUGGCUUUGCCCCAGUGGUGCCUGAUGGGUUUGGUGUUGGCUACGGUGUCCAUGACGACUGGAUCGGCUGCAAUGUUUCCAGCUACCCGGCUCGCAACGUCCACGAAUUCCUGCAGUGUGUCUACAAGUCCUUAGAGGACAUUUUUACUGUCCUGGAAGGAAAGACACUUGGCUAAGAAACAACUGUUCUGCCAUCAUUCUGAGUUCCCAAAUUGCUGAUUAACUUCUCUGGGAAGUUUGGAACUUUAAAUGUAUUUCUUGAAUGGGUUUGGAUAUUACUGUAGGUACAAACGGGUGAUUUUGUUAAUUCAUAGAAAUGACUGAUGUUGCUAGUGUCCGCCCUCGACUGUGGACAGAAGUCAUAACGUAUCAUGAAAAUCAAAUUGAACAUAAAACACUGGAAAAAAUGUUAGCUUUUCACUUAAACUGAUUAAAUCCACUGGCUUUCCUAGACCGUCUCCUAAAUGUGGAGUUGUCAGUCCGAGCAGUUUGUUUCCCAUUUACAGAGCCAGGGCUUUGUGUGAACACUGGAUUUGUUUUCAGCCCACACACAGAGACAGCUUGCAGACCAUGAGGAGAUAUUCACCUAAUUAAACAAACAUUUGAUUAGAAUUGCUAACUCCACCUUUAAAAAGGUGCAAUGUCAUGCAUUUUUUAGGCUACAUUUUUUUGUCACAAACAGCAAACAUCUCCUCACUAUACAUUAGCUGCCUGUCCCCUGAACACACUGUAACAAGAAGGAUUUGGGGGUGGGUUACUGCACGGAAGGGAUGAGGAGGAGGAGGGAGGGGCGAGCUAGCCUCUGUUUUGUUUGACAAUACUUCGAACGUCAACAUAAGGUGACGUCAGCCAACAUCGCUUAGAGCACCUUUAAGUCGGCAGUGUACUGUAGUACUUUGUCAUAGGGUGGCAAAAUACUGCGAAAUAAUUCAGAGUGCUGGUCAUAUUUACUGGGCUUGUCAGUGUAGAUGUUCUCUGCAAUACAGAUUAGUGUAGUUAGACUGUCUAAUCAAAAUGGGAUUUUUAACAGCAUAAUUGCAGUUAGUCACCGUAAUAACUUCUAUUUAAAUUAUCUUCACUGCUUGCUGCUUAGUGUUUGAAUGUAUUUAAAAUUAAAACUCCAUUACAUUUGCUC